Echinococcus granulosus is the source of this 534-nucleotide messenger RNA. RefSeq names its product Transmembrane and coiled-coil domains protein. Lineage: Eukaryota; Metazoa; Platyhelminthes; Cestoda; Cyclophyllidea; Taeniidae. Gene Ontology annotation, biological process: endoplasmic reticulum calcium ion homeostasis. Gene Ontology annotation, molecular function: calcium channel activity. The transcript is spliced from 6 exons. Gene Ontology annotation, cellular component: endoplasmic reticulum; endoplasmic reticulum membrane; cytoplasm. The record is from RefSeq and is a predicted model, not a curated record. The coding region runs from base 1 to 534 and encodes 177 amino acids.
AUGCUGGCAGAUACGCUGGUUAUUAUAUGUAUAUCAGUUUUCACGGCAUUUCUUGGCGAGGGAAUCACAUGGCUACUUGUGUAUCGAACUGAUAAAUACAAAAAGCUUCAAGCUGAAGUAGAUAAGCAUUCGAAGAAGUUGGAAAAACAACGUGACACAACUUCCGAAAAUAAAAUUGACAAGGCCGCAAAGAAGCGAUUGGGAAGGCAGGAGGAGCGUCUCAAGGUUUUCACUCGUGACCUCAAUGCAGUCAAGAUAAAGUCAAUGUUCGCCACCGCUGUGAUUUUCACUUCCUUGUUUAGUGUCUGCAGUAGUGUGUUUGAUGGUCGUGUCGUCUGUAAACUACCUUUUACACCGAUUUCCUGGUUGUAUGGCAUGUCCCACAGAAAUCUGAACGGAAAUGACUUCACGGAUUGCUCUUUCAUCUUCCUCUACAUCAUCUGCACAAUGUCUAUCCGUCAGAACGUCCAAAAGAUGCUCGGUUUCAGUCCAUCACGUGCAGCCAAUCAAGGUGCCUACGGCUCUUCUAGCUGA